Molecule: messenger RNA, 1023 nt
Organism: Haemonchus placei
Lineage: Eukaryota; Metazoa; Nematoda; Chromadorea; Rhabditida; Trichostrongylidae
Source: the annotation of a GenBank genome assembly
AUGUCUGUACUUCUGAGCGCACACAUGAAGAAUCGAGCUAAUCAUCUGCUGGCCUUCUUGGCCCUAUGCGACAUUUUGGUGUUCGUAAUGAUGUUCCCACACUAUCUAGCGGCAUUGGACGUCUUUGCCCACAAUACACAAUUCAGACUGGCGCAUUUCAAUUCAAAGGUCCACUUUGCUGCUCUAACGAAUUGGUUCUCAGCGGCGGCUAUUUGGUUCGUGCUGGCUGUGUCCGUCGAGCGACUUCUCAUUGUGAAGUUCCCGUUCCGUUCUCUUGACAACUAUAACGUAUGUGACUUACCUUUUAUAGUUACCGUCAGAAUGAAUUUCAGUAGAGAAAAUUCAGAUUUUCCAUUGUUCCGACAAAGUUUUUACUCCAAUAAUGAUAACUAUCACCACGUCUCGUACACCUGCAAGACCUUCACCGUGUGCUCAGGCACUCAAUUGAUCGGAGGCUGCUAUUCGAAUGCGUUACCCAAUUGGGGAUCACGUCCAAAUCCCACAUCAGCCCUUACAAGACAAUGGAUAGAAAUGUCCGUCUUCUUGAAUGCUGUCUUUGCCGUGUUACUGCCAGUUUUUGCUGUUGCUGUGCUGAACAUUUCGCUCGUUCGGCUUCUCAAAAAGAGAAAUACUCAGGAACUUUUAGUGAACACUGUGAACACAAAUCCAUCGGCAAGACACGAACAGGAGAGGAAAAUGACGCAUACUGUAUUGGCUAUAGUCACGUGUUUCUCCUUAACACAAGGGCCGUCAGCUCUGGUGUUCAUCUAUCAGUUACUCUACCCUUCGUCAAGCGCCGGUCUACGAACGGCAUCGAUUGUUGCAAACCAGUUGGUACUGACAGGGAAGAUGCUCAAUGUGGUGCUAUUCUGCAUGACUUCGUCUACGUUCCGCCGCAAACUCUUCCAAACCUGUAGGCGAUGGCUGCUCGUAGUCGUUUACUUCGACCGUCAUCGAGGAAUCAGGUAUGAAAAGGGUCAGUGGUCGUUUUUUCCUCUUUCGCUUUUGUUGUGGCCUGCCUAA